AUAAAAGUACAAGUCAGUUCGUUAUUAAGAUUGCAGCUAUAGUAAAAAUUAACAUUCAAUUAAUUAAACCAUUUUAUUUAUGUUUAAAAUCAUGAAAUAUCCUAAAAUCGCUUGGCUCCGCAAGAUAACGGUGGAAGUGCCCUUAUUUUUAACCUAUACCAGCUUCUUAUUGUUAGGGUCAAUUCUGAACAACUUCACAAUUUAUAGAACUUGCUACAAUCUCUUAAAGUAUGAUGAAGCUGAUUGUGCUUUGCUUGGAAGGGUAAGCAAUAAUCUUACAAGAGAGUUGGAAAAGAAUGUACAACCACUUGCUAAUAUAGUUACCAUGGUAUUGGAAAUGCCAACCGCAACAGUACCAGUUAUAAUAUGCAUCUUCGCUGGACCUUGGUCUGAUAAACAUGGAAGGAUACCCGUGCAGCUAAUGAGCUUAAUAGGUUUUACUGUCUCUAUGUCCAUUUUUGGAAUCAUGGCCGCUUUUAGAAACUUAUCACCGUGGUACUUUGUGCUUGCGGCAAUACCUUCGAUGUUGACAGGUGGUGCACCAACCUAUUUUGCUGUCAUUUUAGCGUAUAUCAACGAUAUUUCAACAGAUCAUACUAGAGCUUUAAGAAUGGCCAUCUUUGAAGCAGUUUUAUUGGUUGCUCUUCUGCUAGGAUCUCUUUCUAGUGGUCCCAUUCUUUAUUCCACAAACUAUGAAACUGUAUUUUUCCUAGCUGCUGGAUUACUUGCCUUGGCAUCGCUGUAUACGAUGUUUCUUUUACCAGAGACAGCUAAAAUUAAGGAAGGUGAGGAAGGUACUUUGAAAGAACUUAUCCGCUGUUCCUACUUUAUCGACAUGUUCAAAGCUGUAUUUAAGAAACGAGAACACCAUGACAGGUGUAUUGUGGUGAGCAUUGUGGUAACUAUAACGAUCAUGAACUUUAUUACGAAUGGAGAGAACGUGAUCAAAUUUCCAUUUUUGCGGGAGAAGCUAGGUUGGACUCUAAAUAAAAACAACUACUUUAAUGCAGCCUCCCAUGUUAUUACCAUCGUGGGAACCGUUGGGGCUACACUAGUAUUGCACAGAAAACUACACAUGAAGGAAACUGUGGUAAGCUUGAUGGGGAUAUUGGGAUUCGUUUUAAAUUCAUUUUUGAGAGGAGCGGCUACAAGUGACGCAUACAUUUAUGUGGGAGCCGUUGUAUCAAUUUUCGCGGGAGCUGCUAUGCCUUUGCUGAGGACCCGAAUAGCGCAAAUCGUUCCUGCAGAAGAAAUGGGCAAAAUUUUUGCUUUAAUUGUUGGUCUGGGAGGUGUUGCUGGGCUCUCGGCGGCAUAUAUGUAUACCACUUUCUACAAUGCUACAAUAAACAUCCAUUCCGGUGCAUUUAACUACUUUUCUGCAAUACUGUACCUAUUUGCAAUUUUCUUAGUGGGGAUAAUUAUAUGUUUUGAGUUGUGCUCCCCUAAGAAGAAGCAUAACCUGGCUUUACCAGAAAGUAUGUCGAAGGACAAACAAGAGUCGAAUGGAGUGUAUAUUGUGCCAACAUAAUAGGAUUAGGUAAAUGAAGACUUUACAGUGUUGGAAAAUGUGAUACUGAAAAUACUUUCUUUCUUGUGGCAUAUCUAAUUUAACCAUUACUUUAUAGGAGAAUAAGUCAGAUUUUACAUUUUAAACUACAUAAUGUUUGACGUUUAGAUUUCCACUUCGGAAAUCGUUCUCAAAAAAUAUUGUUUUAAAAAAUUCUAUGUAACCAACCAAUUUGCGUGUUAUUAGAUUAUAUCUUUUAAAAAUUGAUCUUGUAGGCAACAGCAUAAAUAAAUCUAAUUAAGUCGA
Diabrotica virgifera virgifera (western corn rootworm) is the source of this 1813-nucleotide messenger RNA. RefSeq names its product hippocampus abundant transcript-like protein 1. The transcript has 7 exons. Gene Ontology annotation, molecular function: transmembrane transporter activity. Gene Ontology annotation, biological process: transmembrane transport. Bases 80 to 1528 code for a protein of 482 amino acids. Lineage: Eukaryota; Metazoa; Arthropoda; Insecta; Coleoptera; Chrysomelidae. Gene Ontology annotation, cellular component: membrane. The record is from RefSeq and is a predicted model, not a curated record.